AUGUCUAUGCUUCCAACGUUUGGUUUUACGCAAGAGCAAGUUGCGUGCGUCUGCGAAGUCCUGCAGCAGGGUGGUAACAUCGAACGUCUUGGACGCUUUUUGUGGUCUUUGCCGGCGUGUGAACACCUCCACAAGAACGAGAGUGUUCUUAAAGCGAAAGCGGUCGUCGCUUUUCACAGAGGAAACUUCAGAGAGCUUUAUAAAAUUUUAGAGAGCCACCAGUUCUCUCCGCACAACCACCCGAAACUGCAGCAGCUGUGGCUUAAGGCGCACUACAUAGAGGCAGAAAAGCUUCGGGGUCGCCCUCUUGGGGCUGUGGGGAAGUACCGCGUCCGCAGAAAGUUCCCGCUGCCCCGGUCUAUCUGGGAUGGCGAGGAGACCAGCUAUUGCUUCAAGGAGAAGAGUCGAAGUGUAUUAAGAGAAUGGUACACCCAUAAUCCGUACCCAUCUCCAAGGGAGAAAAGAGAGUUAGCCGAAGCCACCGGAUUGACAACAACACAAGUUAGCAACUGGUUCAAAAACAGACGGCAACGUGACCGUGCAGCCGAGGCUAAGGAAAGAGAAAACAACGAGAACUCGAACACAAACAGCCAUAACCCAUUGACUUCUUCUAUGAAUGGAAAUAAAACUAUGUUGGGGAGCUCGGACGACGACAAAACCCCCUCUGGAACCCCAGAUCACACCUCGUCGAGUCCUGCAUUGCUCCUCACGUCAAACUCGGGGCUGCAGUCCUUGCAUGGCCUCGCGCCCCCACCUGGUCCAAGUGCGAUACCAGUGCCCAGCGCGGAUUCGGUGCACCACCAUCAUUCGCUGCACGACACUAUACUGAACCCUAUGUCAUCCAAUUUGGUCGAUCUUGGUUCUUAA
This is a messenger RNA of Chanos chanos (milkfish), 867 nucleotides long. It is a transcript of the gene six2a, whose product is annotated as SIX homeobox 2a. NCBI's taxonomy places the organism in Eukaryota, Metazoa, Chordata, Actinopteri, Gonorynchiformes, Chanidae. Gene Ontology annotation, cellular component: nucleus; transcription regulator complex. Bases 1 to 867 code for a protein of 288 amino acids. The record is from RefSeq and is a predicted model, not a curated record. Gene Ontology annotation, molecular function: RNA polymerase II cis-regulatory region sequence-specific DNA binding; DNA-binding transcription factor activity, RNA polymerase II-specific. Gene Ontology annotation, biological process: regulation of transcription by RNA polymerase II. The transcript is spliced from 2 exons.